Messenger RNA from Lagenorhynchus albirostris (white-beaked dolphin), 2420 nucleotides. It is a transcript of the gene CAGE1, whose product is annotated as cancer antigen 1. The record is from RefSeq and is a predicted model, not a curated record. Bases 584 to 2383 code for a protein of 599 amino acids. The transcript has 10 exons. Lineage: Eukaryota; Metazoa; Chordata; Mammalia; Artiodactyla; Delphinidae.
CACCCGACUCAUCAGCAGCCGCCGGUAGUCCAUGACGGAAGCGCGCCGAGCCUCAGCGCCACCACCGGCCGCUCGCCCUGCGCCGGGGCAGGAACGGCACAGGGACGGUUUUAUCCGCCGAUCCAACGGCCUCUGCGCGUGACGUCCGCCUAGCAAACCGCUCAGAAGCCCCCGCGCCCAAAGCGCGCGCCACGUGCGGGAGAUGGAAUUCCAAGCCUAGCAACCGAGCCACCCGGACAGGAAGCCCCGCCCCGAACGGAAUUCGUCUUCCCACCGGAAGCCCCGCCCCCGCGCCGGGCUGAGCGCCGGAAGUUCGCGUCCCGCAGGACGCGAGAGGGACCCGAGGUGUGUGGGCAGUUCGUGUUCCCGUCGUUCCCCGCCGAGGCUGGGCUGACUGUUCCUUCCGGAGCUUUUCGAGUCUGCUCCCCGCUUUGUGUCCUCCCUUGGAAGGAGUCGUCAGCUAGCCCGGGGCUGCUGGACGUGGGGGUCUCACACCGAGUAAUCUCCCAGCUCUGCGCAUGGAAACUUCGAGAGGAUUGCACAUUCUUCAAAAGGAAUACAGAAUUCUACGGAUAUUCCUGAGAUGUCAGUCAGGCACCAAAAGGAAGUCGCAGUGGAGGGGAGGGAGAGUCCAGAGAUUGUCUCAACUUGGUCUCCGACAGGCAUUUCUUGGAGUGGUGGAGCAUCUUGGGAGGACUGCAUGACACCUGACAGAGAGCAGAGCUUGGAAAGCUCACAGCCUCUGGAAGAGGACAUGGCUUUAAACGAUGUCCUACGAAAAUUAAAGCAUACUAACAAAGAGCAGCAAACUCUGAUCCAAGACCUACAGCGUCGUAACAUGUAUUUAGAGAAGAAGGUUGAAGAACUGCAGAAGAAGACAACUAAAGAGCACGUGUUCGUGGACAUCAUCAAUAAGCUAAAGGAGAAUGUUGAAGAAUUAAUUGAAGACAAAUACAGAGUAAUGCUAGAGAAGAAUGAUACACAGAAGACAUUGCAGAAUUUGCAUGAGAUUUUAGUUAACACCCAAAAACAUCUUCAGGAAUCCAGGAAUGAAAAGGAAACCUUACAGCUAGAGUUUAAGAAGAUCAAGGGCAAUUAUGUUAGUCUACAGGAAAGGUACAUGACUGAAAUGCAACAAAAAAAUAAAGCUGCAAAUCAGUGCAUGGAGAUGGACAGAGCCUUAAGCAAGAAAGAAGAAGAGGUAGAGAGGCUGCAGCAACUCAAAGGAGAACUGGAAAAGGCCACCACUUCUGCUCUGGACUUGUUGAAAAAGGAAAAAGAGACCCGAGAACAAGAGUUCCUGUCUUUACAGGAGGAAUUUCAGAAACGUGAAAAGGAAAACCUGGAUGAAAGACAGAAACUGAAAUCUAGACUUGAGAAAUUGGUCGCUCAAGUUCAAAAUUUGCAGUUCAUAUCUGACAAUGAAAAGGCUAAGAAUACAGAACUCCAGCAGCAGAUCAACAAAGUAAAAAAUGAAAACUCAAAACUUCAGCAGCAGGUUGCAAGGAGUGAGGAGCAAAAUUAUGUUCCUCAAUGUGAGACAGCUCAACUCAAGGAGAACUUAGAGGAAGGAACAGAGUCAGAUAUGGCAAAGGAUGCAAAGAUGAUACAUUCUAAUUUGUUCCUGAAUCACUCACCUUGUGAAGGAGAGAGCCCGAAUCCCCCAGACGUGAAGAGAACUUCACAGCUGACUUCCAAAAUUCGCAGUCUUCUGGCUCUGAUGGUACAACUUCUCAUGUGCCAGGACAUCACCAAUCCCGAUGCCAGACAUUUCAAAGAGAGUGAGAAAGUUAAUGAUAUCAUGCUACAAAAAUGGAAGAGUUUUCAUCUUAAAAAGAAGAAAUUAGAUAAAGAGCUACUGAAACAUAAAGACAGAAUCACAGCUUUCAGAGAGUUAAUUGCUAAUGAAAAAUCAUUUCAAGAUCAGGUUACAGAGGUUACAGACUUGGAUUCAAAUGAAGCCAAGAAUGUCGGAGAGGUACCUGUCUUACUGGGAGCCAAACUGGAUCAGUACCACAACCUAAAUGAAGAGCUUGAUUUCUUGAUUGCAAAAUUGGGAAAUCUUCUAGAGUUAAAAGAAGACCACCGCAACAGACUCAUUGAAGAAAAUGACAAGUAUCAAAGACAUUUAGGCAACUUAAUAAAUAAGCUAAUGUUUUUCAAGGUUACAUCAUGCGAAGAAGUUAUCGAAUGUGCUGACCGAAGGCUCAUGAUACCGAACUCCCAGAUUGCACAUUUAGAAGAGAGAAAUAAACAUUUGGAAGAUUUAAUUAGAAGGCCCAGAGAGAGCAUCAGAAAACCAAGACUGAGAAGGCAUCCGAAGCCCGUGACCGUGGUAGAUCAUACUGAUGAUCAUUAUAAAGAAUGCUGUAUUCCCAUGUAAUUGUCAAAUUACACAAAAUUAAAGAUGAGUUCCUAAA